AAUUCUUAUCCUUGUCUCGAACCACCAUCCCAAAAUCUUAUCCCUAGCCUUCGAAACAUGCAACAUCGACAUUUACCUUGAAACCAGACAACCGAGGAGGCUCCCACAAAUAUUCGCGUUUUCCCUGUUCGCCUGCCUGUGAUUGCUAAAGUUCAAGAUAAACCAUAGCGCCACAAGAAAUUGACCGAUUAGAGCCUCAGGAGUCGCCUCUUAAAGCUCCGCCAUCCAGUGCUCACAGCCACGUGGUUGUCCCGGGAUCAUCAGUCCCCGACACUUACCAUCCUCCAGCUUCUUCUUCCUCCUCGUCCAAAAAUCCCGAGCCAGAGAAGUAGAAAAUCAAUCGAGUAAAUCGGUAUUUUGCCUGUUCGCCGGGGAGAAUUUGAAAUCAACCACCGCCGUCGUCGAUCAUCAGCUAUCUGCCAGCAAGCAAGCAUGUGGAUUUCCAUAGCAUCAUCUCAUCAGAGCUUCUUCGCCAGCAACGCCGUCCUCCUCGCUUCUCCUUCACUGCCUUCCAGUUCCAGACACUUGCGCAUCUCCGCCACCGUCUUAUGCUCUCACCCGCCGCCUUCACCCCACCACUCUACUUCUCCUCCGCCUCCCCGUAAUGGAGAGUUGGGGAAGCUGGCAAUAGUAGCUGCCUUGACGGCAGGUGUGCUUACCCUGGGCUGCCUGUCACCGGAUGAUGCUUCCGCUGCCAAGUCCGGCGGCAGGAUUGGCGGACAGUCCUUCCGCUCCUCCCAGCAACAGCCUCGCUCUUCUUCCCCUCGCAUCAACAACAACUCCUCUCGGACGAACAUAUAUGUAAACCCUCCUGUUGCACCGCCCUUGGUGGGAGGUUAUGGCUACGGGUUUGGUGUACCGUUCUACGGCGGUUGGGGAUGGUCUCCAUUCUCCUUCUUUGCCCCUGGCCCUUCUGUUGCCGUCGGAGUUGGCGGUGGUUUUGAUACCUUUGCUCUCUUUAUCUUCCUUGGCGCUGCGGCAGCAGUCGUUCGAAGAUUCGCCAGAUCAAUCAGGGAUAGGGGAGAUGAAGAUGACGAGUAUUGAUCAUGAUCGACGACUACGGACUACUCCCUAAGUUUUUGGGCUGUAAUUGACCAGAGUGUAUGAAUAAUUCUGUCCUCCCUCCCUGGCAUGGAUCAUUGAAUGGAU
Messenger RNA from Linum tenue, 1149 nucleotides. Lineage: Eukaryota; Viridiplantae; Streptophyta; Magnoliopsida; Malpighiales; Linaceae. The record is from the annotation of a GenBank genome assembly.